Molecule: messenger RNA, 4072 nt
Organism: Acanthoscelides obtectus
Lineage: Eukaryota; Metazoa; Arthropoda; Insecta; Coleoptera; Chrysomelidae
Source: the annotation of a GenBank genome assembly
GAAACAGCCGCGCAGGCAGAAGUCUAAAUGCCGGAACACCGCGGCUGCUAUGAUGAUCCCAAAGACAUUUUGUUAAUACGAUUUCUGAACUGCCUAAGGAGGGUGUUGUAAAUAAUUCCCAAUUUUCAUAAAAAAAUGCCUUCGAACAAGCGUAUUGCUGUAUGGAUGUCCGAAAAAAAAUUGCAGAAAGUGAACUGGGAGGAAUUUGAGUCUGUGUGUCACAGCUACGGCUUCGAGGUGUUCAAAUUAAAUUUGAACGACAGCAUUGAAUCGCAAGGCCCUUUUUGUGUUUUAGUGCAUAAGUUAACUGAUAUUAUUGCUUCUGCGAACUUAGGUGAUAUUAGGUGUUGUAACAUAAUCCAGGAAGUAGAGAAUUAUAUCUCUCAGAACCCAAGCUUGAUUGUGAUAGAUCCUCUACCAAAUGUUAGAAAAUUGCUGGAUAGAUACAAUUCCUAUAGCAUAAUUCAUUCCACAGACCUUUAUACUUAUGGUGUGUUUACGCCAAACUUUUGCACACUAAAAUCUAGGGACAUAGAUGUUUUGAAGCAUCAACUAAAAAUAGCAAAUGUAACAUAUCCAUUCAUUUGCAAACCUGUGCUGGGACAUGGGUCUAGAAGUGCCCAUGAGAUGUCCAUAGUCUUCAGUGAAAAGUAUAUUGUGGAUAUCAGGACACCAUGUGUAGCACAAAGUUUUAUCAGUCACAAUGCUAUUCUGUACAAAAUAUAUAUAAUGGGGGAAAAGUUUUGUUAUGUGGAGAGACCAUCACUGAAAAAUUUCCAGGUAAUAGCCUCAGAAUGUGAAACGAUACACUUUGACUCGAGUGAUGUGUCAAAAGCAGAUUCAAGAUCAAGAUUAUCUGUGUUAGAUCCAGAAGAUGUGGUUUCAGAGAGGAUAAAGCCUGAUGAAAAAGUUAUUGAAGUUAUAGCUGUGACACUGAGGAGAGCAUUUGGCAUGGACCUACUUGGUGUAGAUGUAGUUAUUGAGAAAUCUACUGGAAAAUAUGCUAUCAUUGAUGUGAAUGCCUACCCAGGUUAUGAUGGUUUUCCGAACUUCUUAGAAGCUCUACUAGAAUGCAUUUCUAAAAAAAUAUCUGCUGAUACUUAAGGCGCAAUGUAGUACUACCAAAUGUAUAAAAAAAUCUAAAAACUGCCAAAAAAAUUUAUUAUUGCUCAAAGCAGAUACUGUUAUUGUGUAUAGAUAUAUUUAAUAAUUUUUUUAUAGCCUAUUUAUAUUUAUAUCUAUUAAAGCUUAGAAAACAGAUGUAUUUUUUGUUUAGUCAAGGAUAUGUUCAUUUUUAUGAAUCUCAUAUAAUAUUCUUUGUACUCUAUUCUAAAUAGAAAUACAGUGGACCUCCGGUAAUCUGACAAACAUUAUGCAGUGUCGAACUAUCGAAUUUGUCGGAUUAUAGAGCACUGCCUAAGACCCCCUAUAGUCCGGAAAUUUUUACAAAAGAGUACCUUGUAAUCCGACAAAUUACAUAUCCAAUGGUAAGAUUAUACAUAUAUGUUAUGUAUAUGUAUGUACUUUGAAGUACAAAUAAUACAUAGUUUAUGUAUGUCGAAUUUAGUAAAUUAAAUAACAAUAGAGAGCUUACGUUUUAUUAUAAAAUUAAGCAAAAAUGCUCAUAUGUACCAAAAUAAUCAAGAAUUAUUAAUCAAAAUCAUUAAAGAAUUCAUCAAAUUAUGAAGCUUGGAAAUAUUCAUAACUUUUUUUUUGUUUAAGGUUGUUAUAACGCGAGAUCAGAGCUUUGUCCCUCAGUCUUCUCAAAAGUAAAAGUUCGUUGUAGGAUGUACCCCAUUGUAAACCUAGCUCAAAAGCGUUAAUUGCGUCUUGUGCUGUGACUUGUGGAGCAGUUGCAAUAACGUCGUCGUUAUUUUCCUGAUUGUUUCUUGUAUAAUUAGAAACCUCUUUUAUAAUCUCUUUCAGUCAUUUCAUGAAAAACAUUUUCCUCUUUAUCCAUUCCACGGCACCCGAUUUCCAAAUCUUCCGGACUUAUCUGUGUUUCAGUAGCGACUUGUUCUAUAACUUCCGAAGUAACACUGAUUUGUGGAACGUUGCUAGGAGUGUUGACUAUAUCAGGCCAUAACUUUCUCCAAGAUGAUUUAAUAGUUGAUGACGGUAACGCAUUCCACGACUGACAAAGAGCAAAAGUGUUUCAUAUUAAAUUCUUUUAAAGUUUUUUAUAUUGGUUGGUCUUUUGAUACGGUCUUCCAGAAGUAAGUUUUUCUUAUAGUCUUGCUUGACAAACUGAAUGAUAUUCUGGUCCAUUGGUUGAAUCAGUGCAGUGCAAUUUGGCGGAAGAAACAUCGCAGUGAUGCAUUUAUCCUCAGUUGUUAGUUCUUCUUCAGACGGAUGACCGGGAGUGUUAUCGAGAAGCACAACGCUUUUUGAGGAAAAUUAUGAUCUUUUAACCAUUUUCUAACUUCAGGUACGAAGCAUUCAUCAAACCACUUUUUAAAAAGGUCUUUUGUCAUCCAUGCACUUUUUUGUCCGUAAUAGUGUACAGGUAAAUCAAUGUUUUUGAAUGCCCGUGGUUUAUUAGAUUUCCCAAUGACCAUCAUCUUAAGCGCGUGUGUGCCCGCAGCGUUAGCACAUGGUAGUAUGGUUACACGCUCUUCACUUACUUUUCGUCCAGGUACGGAUUUUUCGUUACAAGAAACGAAAGUUUUGUUAGGCAUCACACGCAAAAAAAGCCCUGAUUCGUCUGCAUUGUACACCUGUGACGGGUCAAGAUUUAAAUCGUUCACCUUUUGCAAAAAUCUUAAUUUAAAGGGCUCUACGCAGGUGACAUCGUUAGAAAAUUUCUCUCCUGUAAUAGUCAUUAAACGUAUCAAAAUCAUCUUUUUUGUUAUUUCCUUAUAAAAAAACUUAGCUUUCAUGGCCAACAUGGGUCCUGAAAUUGGUGCAUGCCUAUUUCUUUCCUGAAGAAACCACAUGUACAAAGCUUCUUCCACUUCUGGAUGUUCAGCUUUCUUGAGUGUCUGUCUCUUGCCUGGCCCGCAGUCAGUAGUUGACACGAACUGCUUGAUCUUCUCGUGGUUUCUUUUAAUGUCAUAAAUUGUAGAUCGACCUACGCCGUAUUCACUUGCUAAACUACUGAAAGUUUCAUUGCGAUUUAAGCGCUCUAAAAUAUCACAUUUUUCUUUAAUUGUCAAUGUUUUGUGCUUUCGCUUCUGAGUUUGUGAUGACAUUACUAGGUACUAUACUUAAUACACAAUGAAUAAAUAGUAAACAACGAACGCACGCUAGGCCGUACCGCUAUCACCAGUAGUCAAAUUCAAACUAAGUAAAACAAUGCUUAUGCGUCGAGCACGAUAGCGGUGGCGCGUACACGUUUUAACCUGUUCAAACCUGCGUGAUCUAGAUUAGCGAAGAUUGUCAAAUACGUAUGUAUGUAAUACAUAUUCAAACACAUGUCGGAUUACAGAGGGCGCCGGAUUAGAUAGGGGCCGGAUUAUCGGGGGUCCACUGUAUGAAAAAAAUAUACACUUUACAAGGUAUGUAUCUGUAAAUUUUAUGAAAUUAUUUAAAUUUUUUUUGUACACUGUAUAUAGAUAAUCUGCAUUAAAGGUAUCUAUCAUUGCAUUUAUUGUGUGAAUUACACAAAUUUGGCUCAUUUAUUAUGGGUUUUUAAGAAAUGUUUCCUGUGCACGGUAUUUAUAUCACUACAAGCCAUAUGUUGGAGUGAUAUUGUUGUAAAUGUUCAUGAGAUUGUCUUUUUAUGAGUUCCCAGACUAGUACAUACUAGGUCUUGUAAUCAGAACAAAGAGCAGGAUAUGCAAGAAAAUUGAUUUUACACAUAGAAUGAAUAAUCUUAUACAAUCUUCAAAUCACUUCAGAUAUUAUAUUGCGAUGAAGAAAUUUAGGGCCAUAAUAGAGUAUGAGACCUGGAAUUCUGAAUGGAUGAUCGGAUAUGGUUUGUUCAAAAAGUGCCUGAAAGUUUGACAAUAUGUGUAGUCUACGGGCUGCAUUAAGGAUAUUUUCGGACUUCCUACGGCAGGCAACCAACAUUGCUACUAUAGUGCAGUGAGAUCAGUAUAUGAAAUGUUCUCAAUAAUUUUGGACGCUAUCU